CGGCACGCGGCAGUUUUCGUCGUCUUCUUCCUUUUUAUCAUAAUAACGAUGGUUGUUAUGGUUAUUAUUUACGGUGGCAUACAACAGGAGGGGCUUGUCCUUUCUAUUCAUGAGACUAUUGUUGAUACCAGUAAACGUAAUCGUAGUUUAGCUAAUUUGAGAAACCAGACAUUUUCACAGAGUUCUGUUCACCAGAUAAAUAUAAAGGAUAAAGGAGGGACUCAUCAAGGGCUGCUGCAUAAUGAAAAACAUAAAAAUUACUCAGAAUUGAAUACAACACAGUCCACUACUGUUCCUGGUUCAAUAAAAAAAGAGAUGAAAAUCAUGAAUAAAUCAAUUAAUCCUGAAUUACCCAUCAAUAAAACCCAAAUUACAAGAAAACCCAAUCCUCAAGAGGAGGUUCAAACCCCUGAAAGGGUAGAAAUAACUGAAAAAGGAACAGAAAUUGUUGACAUUAGUUUACCCACUGAAAUGGAAAAUGCGGAAACCAGACAAAAAGAAAGCAGAGAGAAGAAAAUCCAACAUGGCGGAUAUUUUCCCAGUUCUCAAACAGAGAUCUGGGUAACUAAUGACAUUGCAAAUGGACUGGAAAACAAUUUGGAAUUGAAGUCAGGUCCUAGUUUUCAAUCACCAGACGCAGCAGAAGAAAGUACAGGAGAUAAUUUCCUAAAUAGAUUCUCUACAUUUGCGCCAAAACUAAAAUUAGCUAAAGAUUCAGUUCCAUCCUCUAUAGAAACCAGUUCUAGUGCUCCUACCACACUUCAAGAUAUAUCCCAACUAGAAAACCAACUUUUAGAUUUGCUGGAGAAAAUGGAGGAGAGCUAUAGAACAAAAAAUUUAACUGAAAGCUAGAACAUCUUAGUUCGAAUACAACUAGGUUCCUAAUCAUGAAAAGCUGGACUUUUAUGAUCCACUCAUAUCUAAUUAAUGUAAAGAUUAUUUUAAUGCUUAAAGGGACCACCUGCCUAGGAAACCCUUUUUAUGGUGUUGUAGUAAUUUAUAACUUUAGUCCUGUCAAUCUUACUAAUGGAUAGAAAUCUGUGAAUACUUUUAAAAAAGUAAAUAAGUUGAUUAAAUGAAAGAUUUAAUAAUACCUUUUUACUCUUGAAUAUUAUUACAAUUGUUUUGACGACCUGUACCAUGCCAAAAAUAAUUCUCAAUUAAAAGAAAGUUAGAAUCUCUUUUUGUCACUGAAUUUAAUAAACUUUUUGACUUGGCUUACAUUCAGCAAUGAUACUGAUGUAAAAGUAAACCUAUUAUUUUGUUUAGGCUUUAAAGGGUUUUCUUAGUAGGUAUUCUUUAAAAGAAAUUGUUAAAAAUAUAUUAUAAAACUUAACUUUUAACAGCUUUAGAAAUGAACACAUUUCACAUUUUUGUAAAUAAAAGAAUUAGAAUUUUCAAUAAUGGUGAAACUAGUUGGAUUUAAUUCAAAAUAUAUUUGUUCCAAUUGUAAAAAUUAUUUAAAAGCAGGACACAGACUACAUUGUCUAACUGUCUGUAAGGAAUUUACCCGACCCGCCCUCCCCCCAUCCUUACAGACGUUGUUUUGUCCUAAAAAUAUUACCCCUCCUCUUUGUAUAAUAGUAUUCUAUUUUAUAUCUGUAUAUUUAAAAGUAAAUAAAAAAUUGAUUUCAUUAGACUUU
Molecule: messenger RNA, 1643 nt
Organism: Eurytemora carolleeae
Lineage: Eukaryota; Metazoa; Arthropoda; Copepoda; Calanoida; Temoridae
Exons: 10
Coding region: 49-852 (267 amino acids)
Source: RefSeq, a predicted model, not a curated record